UAUUCACUCCUAUGCGAACCAAUUUUAUCAAACUCAUACUAUUGGUUGCAUGAAAUUAGCAGUAAUGGCUACUACUUCUGCAUCUUAUUUCAGUGCUGCCUUUGUUUUCCUUGUUGCUUUGAAUUUCCUCAGCUUUCAGGUCAUUACUGCUUCUGGUCAUGCACCCAACGACAGUGACUACCUAGGGUUUAUGUUGAACUUGGAAUAUUUGGACGGUGAGUUUUACUCAUACGGUGUUUUUGGCAAUGACCUCGAUAGUAUCUCCCCAAACUUGUCCCAAGGGGGCCCGCGUCCUAUUGGUGGUCAGAAGGCCAAUCUCGACCCCCUUGUGACUGAAAUAAUCAAGGAAUUUGCUUAUGAACAAGUUGGUCAUAUCAGAGCAAUCACUCAGGCAACAGGCGGGUUCCCAAGGCCUCUUAUAAACAUCAGCAGAGCCCUUUUCUCACUACUUGUUGACCUAGCAGUGGGUUACCCAUUGCUCCCUCCAUUUGACCCUUACGCAAACACAGUCAAUUAUCUUAUAGCAGCGCAAGCACUGAAUUAUGAUGGUGUAGUGGGUUAUGUUUACAUCAAUGCAAACCUCAACACCGAUGCUGCUAACAGAUUGGGUGCAUCGCUUUUGGGUACGAAGGCUGGACAAAAUGCAGUGGUGCGUGCAUUACUGUAUGAGAGAGCGAAUCAGACGGUGGCUCCGUACAAUCUCACGGUGGCUAAUAUCGUCAGCCGAAUUGCUGAAUUUGGGAACAAGGUGGCCAAGGGUGGCCUCGAAGAAGGCAUCAUAGUACCCAUCACGCUUGGGGCUGAGAAUCGAACGGUCACGAAUGUCCUAUCAGCGGACACGAAUUCGCUGUCCUAUGCAAGGACGCCAGGAGAGAUCUUGAGGAUUCUGUAUGGAACAGGAAAUGAAUGUGUGCCUGGCGGCUUUUUCCCUGCAAGAGCAAAUGGCCAAAUUGCAAGGACCUGCAUUACUAUAUAAGCAAAAGCACAAUAAUCAAAGCUGUGGGUUUAUACCCAAUAAUAAAUAAACGCUGGUUCAUGUAACUGCGUCCAAAUGUAUCCAACUAAAUGCACACACGUAUAUAUGUGUGUAUUUAGAAUUUAAGAGAUGUAUUCGACCAUGAAUCUUAAUAAAAAAAAAAUAUAUAUAAUGAUAUUAAAUUAACAA
This is a messenger RNA of Malus domestica (apple), 1165 nucleotides long. Its product is annotated as ferritin-like catalase Nec2. The record is from RefSeq and is a predicted model, not a curated record. NCBI's taxonomy places the organism in Eukaryota, Viridiplantae, Streptophyta, Magnoliopsida, Rosales, Rosaceae.